AUGUCUCAAUCCAAGGCUGGUCGGAGGAGGAGAUCGAGCAGUAUCAUCUACCAGGAGCCGCCGGAAUCCAUCGAGCAUACCAGUGAUCAGGCUGCCCUGCCGAACCUCAAUGCUAACUGGGUCAAUGCCAAGGGUGCCUGGACAAUCCAUUUCGUUCUCAUCAUCGCCUUGAAGAUCUUCUACGACAUCAUUCCUGGCGUCUCGCAGGAGACAUCAUGGACCCUCACAAAUAUCAGCUAUAUGUUCGGCUCCUUCAUCAUGUUUCACUGGGUGCGGGGUAUUCCAUUCGAGUUCAACGCUGGAGCAUACGACAACCUCAACAUGUGGGAGCAAAUUGACAACGGGGACCAGUACACGCCAACAAAGAAGUUCCUCCUUUGUGUCCCCAUCUGUCUCUUCCUGCUUAGCACACAUUACACGCACUACGACUUGACAUACUUCACUAUCAAUUUCCUGGCCACUCUGGGUGUUGUCAUUCCAAAAUUACCAUUUUCACACCGUCUGCGGAUAGGUCUCUUUUCCGACUUAUCGGAUGAGUCGACAUAG
This is a messenger RNA of Aspergillus fischeri NRRL 181, 546 nucleotides long. Its product is annotated as ORMDL family protein. The transcript has 3 exons. Gene Ontology annotation, cellular component: endoplasmic reticulum membrane. Gene Ontology annotation, biological process: negative regulation of ceramide biosynthetic process; intracellular sphingolipid homeostasis; ceramide metabolic process. Lineage: Eukaryota; Fungi; Ascomycota; Eurotiomycetes; Eurotiales; Aspergillaceae. The record is from RefSeq and is a predicted model, not a curated record. Bases 1 to 546 code for a protein of 181 amino acids.